AUGAUAUUGGAGGAAUUCUAUUUGAUGAAUGUUGUGUUAUAUAUUAAUACAUUUGAUUCAUUCACAAAUUUUGUAUGUGUGAAUAAGAAGUGUCAAUCAGUGAUGAGACGAAUGCAAAGGAAUUCAUUCAUAAUUGACAAGUUUCCAUAUGACACAGCAAAAAAUCCAACUCGGAAUUUUCUUUGUUAUUUUUCACGACUUUCUAAAUUCUUCCCACAUGCAAAAACACUGUGUCUUCCUUCGUACUCGUGUCUUAUUCCACAACUCACAAACUUUAACUUUUCGUUAUUCGAAGUGAGUGAUUUUAAUGAUGCAAAACCAAUUCCCAUAAGUGAAGGUUAUGAAUACUACACAUGUUACAAAGAAGAGUGUUUUAUUACACUUGAUAACUUUAAAGAAAAAUCUUAUUUUCUUAAUCUUCCCGUUGAUAUUCUUAACCACCUCAAAACAGUAACUAUUUAUUCAUUAAAAACAGCAGAAUUCUUCAUUCAGAACGUUUAUUUAUUUGAGUCGUGUAAUAAAAUUACAUUGUGCUUUGACAACACAAAGGUAGGUGAUGAAAACAUGUUGUGGAAAAUACUAGUGGACAACAAAAGUGUGUUGUGGCGGCUUAAAAAUUUAAAAAAAUUUCGAAUUUUUUUGAAAGAUUUAAAUUCUAUUGAAAUGUUACUAAAAUUUAUAGAAGAUGCGCCAACACUCGAUAUUUGUAUUUAUAUACAAAGCACAGGGUGUAUACUCAACAGAGAAAAAGUUGAUAUGACAAACACUUUAAAUAACUUUACACAACUUAUGAAAAUUGGAAAUGUCAUAUUUCGAACUAUUGAAAAUGUAACGGAAUUUGUGAGUAAUGAAAUGCUUUCAAAAGUACCCGUGUCUGUUAUUAAUAUGCCAAAAACAAUUGAAAUGGAUGACAAAAUGAUAUCACAAAUUGUCUCGUUUACUCAGCUUUACGCGUUAGUACUUGAUCAAAUAACAUUAACCGUGAAUGUAUAUAAAAAUAUCGACAUGUCAAAAAUAGAGUGUAAAAAACUUGUUAUAAUUAACAAAAUCAAGUCAAAAAUAACAUUGAAAAUAUCACCAGUGACAUGUGUAGUAAAAUGCAACAAAGACGAUAAAAUUUUAUUGUACUCUUCACAAAAUGUGACAAUUUCAUUGCAACAAUAUUACGAAUUGACAUUUUUAGACGUAGUCACUGAUAUUAAUUUCUUUGUUAAUUCAGAGAGUGACAGUGGAGAUGACGAAAGUGAUUCUGAAGAUCAAAUUAUCGAAGUUAAUAAAAACAUCAAAUUAUUCGAAAAAAUUUCAGAGCAAAUAGAAAUUUUAAACUUCACAAAAAAUCCAAUUGAAGCUUCUCGUCUUUUUGAAGUCUCUCAAACCCCAGUACUUGUACCACAAACAUUAAAUAUAAAAAAGUUAUCAGAAGUUGCUUAUUGUUCGCAAAAAGACCAUGAGUACAUUCCAAGACGCAAUUUACAGACUUUGUUUAAUUGUUCCACCAAUUUGACUUCACUGAAAAUUGAGAAUAUUAAUGGAGAACACAUUUUAAACAAAAAGUUGGUCUUUUUAGAUAAAUUUAGAUUAAAAAACCUUCAAUUAAAAGAUUGUAGAAAUUGCAUUUUUGAACUGCCAAACACUUUAACUGGACUUUCCAUUUUCAAUACAAAUAACAGCAAUUAUUACUAUGGAAAAGAAACGAUCUAUCUCAAGUCACUUUGUUUGGCAUUGGUUGAAGAUUAUCCCGAAGACCUAACACAUUAUAAUAUACCAAAAAAUGUUGUUGUUGAUUACACCGUUCAGUUUGAUGAAUUGAAGGAGUAUCCAGAUGAGAGUUAUUAUAGAAAUGUUCAUCUUGGUGCUUUUAAGUACAAGGAAAUUCGCAUUGGGGUUUAUCCAUUCGAAAGAAGAACAUUUGUAAAUACUAAAACGUGGAAUAAAGCAUACGAGGAGUGUCGAGAUAGUAAUAAUACUAUUGAUUUUAAUAAAAAGCAAAAAAUGGAAGAAGAAACAGUUUUUGUUCUUGAAAAUAAUGCGUUCCAAGGAGAGCAAUGUUGUUUUGAUUUUGGUUCUUUGGGAAGAGUCAAGGAAAUUGGUGACUUUUGCUUCAAAAAUUGCACGUGUUUUUUGAAUGAUUUAUAUCUACCAUAUGGACUGACUAAAAUAGGGUAUGGCGCGUUCCAAAAUAUCACAACACUAGAGGCCGUUCACCUGAAUGAAAGUAUUACAAAACUCCCUUAUAAGUGCUUUGCCGGUGAUAUUUAUUUAAAAGAAAUAACAUCUCCAUUAAAAGUAGUUGAAGUUGACGAAUAUGCCUUGUGGGAGUGCAAAAUUCUAGAAAAAUACCCAAAAUUUGUACCUUCAAAGUGUGUAAAAAGUGACGAUUGGUGGACACUGAAGUUCUGCAAUAUAACAAAAUUGGAAGUGCCAGAAUAUGUAGACGAACAUUUAAUUUUGUAUUUGAAAGGAUUGACAUCACUUAAGUGUGUUAACAUAAAGAACACGAUGUGUUUGAUUGGAAAACAGUGUUUUGUGGGAUGCAGUAACAUUAAAAAUAUUUGUUUGAACGAAAGUGUGAGAUUUGAUAAACAUCUUGUAUUCGCCAAUUUGUCUUCACUCACUUCAAUCACACUUCCAACUACACUUACAAAAAUUCGAAACUUUAUGUUUAAAAACUGUAUUAAAUUAAAAGAUGUUAUUAUAAAGAAAGGUGUUGUCAAAAUAGGCGACUCGGCUUUUCAAAAUUGUGAAAGUCUUAAGAAGGUUAACAUCCCACAAAGUGUCACAAAAAUUGGAUUAUCAUGUUUUAAAGGAUGUAUAUCAUUGUGCGAAAUAUGUUGUUCUAGUUCAUUACAAUUUCCAUUAUCAAGUUUAUUUGGUGUACAAGCAUCAUUUAAUUUAAUUCGAUAUAUUUUUAUUUAA
Entamoeba invadens IP1 is the source of this 2916-nucleotide messenger RNA. RefSeq lists its product as hypothetical. The transcript has a single exon. The record is from RefSeq and is a predicted model, not a curated record. NCBI's taxonomy places the organism in Eukaryota, Evosea, Mastigamoebida, Endamoebidae. The coding region runs from base 1 to 2916 and encodes 971 amino acids.